Harmonia axyridis is the source of this 1782-nucleotide messenger RNA. RefSeq lists its product as uncharacterized. Bases 283 to 1518 code for a protein of 411 amino acids. The record is from RefSeq and is a predicted model, not a curated record. The transcript is spliced from 9 exons. Lineage: Eukaryota; Metazoa; Arthropoda; Insecta; Coleoptera; Coccinellidae.
UUGUUGGCACUACUGUCAAUUUAAAUGGUCAAAUUUUGAAAGUUAUUUUUUUUCUACUCUGUUUUCUGUAUUUUUUUUGUAUCUGGUUUUUGCAGGCGUUUUCAUUCGCGGAUUUACUAUUAAUAUAUAAUUAUAUACCGAAAAUCUGAAUAUAAGAAAGACAAUUAUCGCUGGUAUUUUUCUCAAAGAAUUCCUCUAGACUGAAAGCAGUAAAGCAACAAUAAAACAACCAUAAACAAUUAUAAAAAUCUGUUUUAUUUCAAGUUCGAUUAACGUAACACGAUGACAAGUACUAAAAAAAGCCCAGAAUUCAUCAAAAUAACCGAAGAAGAUUUAAUAGAAGCAGGUAUGCUACCGCGAAAACCAAAGAGUAGGGAAUCCAAAGCAGGAUGUCCUGUGAAAGAACCAACGUUUUCUCUAAUAAAAAUAGAUGAAAAAUAUUUGGAAGAAUUGCGUUUAGAAGCUGCCCAAUGUGACUCUAACUUUUCUAUCGGAUUGAAGAAGACUAAUUCAUCAAAAAAAAAUGAAGGAAGUAAUACCCUUUAUAAAAUGAAGCGAAGCAGUGCUAUCAGUCGUAGAUCUUCCAAUAUAUCUAAGGAUAUCGUAAAAAAAGCUUUGAAUAAUAUGGGGAAUGUAUCGAAUAAUUGCUCCCAGAAAAAUGAAAGGGUGAAAUUUACCCCAGAUAUGCUUGGAACUUUGGAAGAAGAUUCUCGUCAAGGAAAUGCAAGAAAAAAAUUAUUUAUCACAAAUUCAUUUAAGAACAACAUAUCAACAAAACUUUUCAAGGGGUCUAGAAACAGUACUACAUCACAUCAUAGAAGUUCUCCACUUUUGAAUAUAAAUAAAUGUCAAACAUCAUUGAAGAAAAGUAAUUCAACCAAAACCAGUGAUCAGAAGUAUCCAUCAGUUAUAAACACUCCGUCUAGGCUUUCAGUAGUUCAAGAAGAGAGGAAUAGUAUAACACCUAGUAAAGCAGGAAAUACUAAUAAGAAUAGCAGUCUUCGUUCAUCAACAUCAUCUAAUACAGAAUUUGAAAUGAUGGAACAAAUGUGUAAACAACAAGAUACCAAAGAAACUCGGAAUAGCAUAAAUAAAAUAUUACACAUUAUGAAAUUAGAUCAAGAUGAAUUUAAAGCAUUUAGAGAUGCUCAUGAUAGAAGAAUGUUAGAUAUAAACAAUAUACUGAAGGAAAUAAUUGAGUCUCCUGCAAAUUCAGUGUUUACCAAAGAAAGUGAGAUGAAACCAAAGACUCCUAAAAAAACUCCAGUUAAGAGUAAUAACAUUUCAAACAAUGUUGAAGAUUUGAGGAAAAAUGUAUUGAAAAUGAAUAUUGGCAGAGUAUUGGGUCACACUCCCAAACGAGAAAAGGCAGAAAAGAUGUAUAAUGGUUUAAGGGAUGUAUAUGGAAUUUUGGAAACCCCAAAGUUCGAUAAAAUACCUAGAGGAGACUCCAAAAAUAUUUCAACGAAACUACAAGAACAAUGUCUUAUGCUUUUAGAUACACCUCAACAUAAGUGAACAAACAUAUUUUGUAUGUGUGUUGUAUUAUUAUAUGUAAAUUUUAUGGAAAAACUUAGUUGCUGGAACGGCUUUUUAUAUUAUGAUUAUUGUACCUUGUUGCUUGUUUGAAAUAAGCUAUGUUUAAAUGUGCAGUAAUAUCUGAGAAGAAUAUCUCUGUUUAGAGUAGGUUUCUUAAUCCAAGCCAAAUGAGCUCUGGCAUUUGGACUGCCUCAUUAUUAUUUAUUAUUGUUGAGCUAUUCCCUUAUAAAUCUCUUUUUAUUA